AUGCCUCCCAAGGGCAAGCAUGCUGGCAAGAAGAAGCAGGAUGAAGCUAGGUUGCAGGAACCAAAUUUUUGCGAGCCUACCGAGAAGCCCAAGCCGCCGAAGCAGCGGAAGGAAGCAGCAACAGCAUCGGUUGCGAGACGCCUGGACAAGGAUUUCGCAAAAGCGGCAGCUGCAUCUGGGGAGACUCCUAUCCGUUCGCCCUACAUGAAGAAGCCUCGUGUGAACUCCCCCGUGCUAGAGGACCUUGAGACACUACGUGAUGUGGAGGCGAACGAGGGCGACUCUCAGCUGGGUGUGAUUCCGAAUGGAGAUGAUAUGGAUGUGUCUUGGCCGUUGCCCCCACUCCCGCUCGGCAGCAAGGUCGCAACUGCAGGUGAUGCUGCUAAGGGUGCACCCGCUACACUAUCCCCAGAAGUCCGAGCAUCCCAACCUGAAGGCACAGAAUCCCAACAAGCGGCAGGACAUCCGGCGAAGUCGCCGUCUCCCAUGCUCGAGCCCCCUAAGUCCGCGAAGUCCAUCAAGAAAGCCCAGGCCGACAAUCCCAAGAAGUCCGAACCCAUGUCCCACAAGCCCGAGAAGUCGCAGCAGUAUCCCAUGGCCCACAAUCCCGAGAAGCAGCAGCAGUAUCCCAUGGUCCACAAUCCCGAGAAGUCGCAGCAGGAUCCCGUGGCCCACAAUCCCGAGAAGUCGCAGGAUCCCAUGGCCCACAAUCCCGGGAAGUCGCAGCAGGAUCCCGUCUCCCACAAUCCCGAGAAGUCGCAGCAGGAUCCCGUGGCCCACAAUCCGGAGAAGUCGCAGGAUCCCAAGUCUGAGAAGUCCCAGGCUACAGUGUCAGCUACGACCAUGAGCAAUGCCAAGUUCAACCGACCACGGCACCUGGACUCGCAGACCACGGUGGGCUUGGGCGACAAGACCUCGCCGAACAAGGCAGACAGCAUCUGUGCUGAAAUGUUGCAGCAAGGCUUGCCCGAGCCGGCUGAUGAACCUCCGACACAGACCCUUAUGGAUUACAUAUUCCGCGAUGGUUCGGAGGGUGUUCGCAACAUGAGCGAGGUUUCCCGAGCUGCAGAGAUCGUACGAUGGACACGGGCGAUCGGCCAGACAGGGAACUUCGAUAUGGAUAAGGAGCAUGGCUACAUGGCUAAGGUGCUGUAUGAGUAUGCGAAUGACAUGAAGGCUCAGCAGGCCAUCGUCCAGAAGACCGUGAAGGAAUUCGAGAAGUACACUGAUGUCAUCGUUGGGUUGGGUGACAAGAAGCGGGCCGAUGUCGCUAAGUCUGCCAAUGAUGUCAAACUCCUCGGGCCCCAGCUCGACCAGAUCAACCGCUGGGUGGAGGAGAAGCUUCGGCAGAAGCAGGACACGGUCGCCUCGGCAGAGGCGCAAGCGAUGCUGCAGGAGUCCUACUUUGCAACGGCCCUGGAAAGCAUUAUGGAUGCUGUGCAGCUGGAGUGUGAGGAUCGCUUGCAACAGCCAGCUGUCGAUGAGUCUGUUACCAUGGACCUCGAAGCCCAACUGCAGGCAAUGAUGCUAGAUGCCCAGGGCGCCGACGAAGCAGCCGGACGUGCGAGCCCACCUCCGGAGCCUUUGCUGGCUGUGAAGGACGAGCCCUGUGCAAAGGCAGUGGAGCUCGAGCCGGCGACCGAGCCUGAGCAAUCCCUCGAAGUCGGCCUCGAUGCGGAGGCCGCUGCAAAGGAGGCCAAGAGACUGCAGCACAAUGCCCGGGUGACAUUCGAUCGCAGAAUCAAAAGUGGGGACUGUCCGCCCCUGCUCCUCGAGAAGAUCCAGUCCUUCCAGGAUCGCCUCAAGCUGAUGCAAUCUCUGUUCCACGACUGGCACCAGAACGGUGGGGAUUGGCUGCGAACCACUCUCUAUCAAGAGGUCGAGAGAAAAACAAGUGAGAAAUCUAAGGGCAAGCAAAAGAUGGUCAGCUUCAAGGCUUUGAAGGAGAAAUUCGGCAAGCGGAACGCCGAGCGUAUCCGCGACAACAAAAAACAGCUCGAGCAGUCGCGAGACGGCAACCGGGAACCCCGCCCGCACUGGUUCAAGCAUCCGGAUGCAGGCGACGACUGGGAAAUGUUCAGGUGUUUUGAUUCUCUCGAGUUUGAAUUGAAAGACGUCAGCUCCAGCUCCACAGGCUACACCUCACGAGUCAAUGUGGGCAGUGAAGCCUGCUCCCAGCUUGCGCCCACGAUGAUGGACAUGGCGAACCACCCUGGAGCAAAGCGGCAGGACUUCGGCCUCGGCAAUCCAGCUCUGAUGAUCCAAAACUCCAACUCGCGGGAGUCCUUGCCGGGCAACGACAAUGGUGCGAAGCUGCCAGGCACGAAGAAGGUGAAUGCUUAUGCCCUCACCAAAAAGCUCAACAGCAAGAUUCAGGCUACUGCUUCGAAGCUCACCGAAAUCUUCGUGUGGACACGGAAGAUUAGCGAGUGCUCUAUCGAAACCCUGUCGGACAAGACAAAGGAGGGCUUCAACGAUCAGUUGUCCGCCACGAAAGCGGACUUCGAGACAGUGAAAAUGAAGAUGGAGGCCCUCUACAGCAGCUGCCACACCGUGGCAGACAAGGACCUGUCGACUGAGGUGCAAUCGAACAUAGAGGAGUUGCUGCAGUCUGCUGAUAAGUUGGCAAACGACCUGACGGGUGAUCUCGCGAGAGCGAGGACAUCGCCCAUGUUCAACCACUUGAUGCGGGCAGUUGGCCGUGGUGCAUCCUUCACGAGUGCCCGCGAGUCGCUGCAAGCGAUGAAAGAGGAGAUGAAAACUUACGGGGUCAAGAUGGCCGGCCGUUGUGCCAAGCUGGAGGUUCCAAUCGACAUGGUGGACGUGCCCAUCAAACCUGAGCUCAGCCUGGGAAUGGCUACACUUGCCGCCUACAUGCGGCCAGUGAUUGCAAGCUUCAACCUGCUGCUGCAAGGUGUUCCUAUAUGCCGCUCGGGUGAGGUUCUGGUCUACGGGAUGUGCACCGAAGUCAGGGGCGAUUGGAAGUGGCAGAAGGAAUGGCUGGGGCUCCGAACUGGAUGGAGCUCAAAGGAGCUCUGCCCCAUAUUCGAUUUGCACAAUGUCUGCCCCGCCACCUUCCGGUGGUGCAGCAUGCACGUGAUAAACUUGGGAGUGGCAUUGUGGGUGGUGGGCAGCUGCUUCAAGCUGCUGUUGAUGGAGUUUCAGGUUUGGGGAGAUGGCAGCGACGGUGAGCACUUCCUCGCCUUGUGGUUCAACAUGUGCGAAGACUCCCAGCGGUACCUGGACGAUGCCCAUGCAUAUGGAAUGCAGGACUGCUGCGACAGGUCUAUGAUGGCUUACAUGUUGCUGUCCGAGAAAGCUGCUUCGAUGCACCGGCCGCUGUGGCCUUUGAAACCUAAGUUUCAUGUGGCCAGGAUGCAAUAG
This is a messenger RNA of Symbiodinium sp. CCMP2592, 3384 nucleotides long. NCBI's taxonomy places the organism in Eukaryota, Dinophyceae, Suessiales, Symbiodiniaceae. The record is from the annotation of a GenBank genome assembly.